AUGGGAGAUUUACAACGAAAAGGUAAAACUGCAUAUAACAUGUGGACCUCGCAAGAAAAUAAUAUGUUGUUGGAACUGAUGGUUGAUGCUGCUAAUCGUGGAUGGCAUGACAAUAUGGUAUGCAAUGCAACCACACAAAGAUUCACCGCCACAGAUGAAAUAUGGGAUGAUUACUUUAAGUCUCAUCCAAACCAGAAACAACUACGAACAGACACUUUUGCUGACUUUGAGGAUUUGAAAAUUAUUGUUGGAAAUGGAACUACUAUUAGAAAAAAUUCUAUUGGAUUGGGAGACGAUACAGAUGCAAGAAUUUAUGCGCAAGAUAAAAGUACAUAUGUUAGGAUAGAUGACUAUAUAUAUGAUGAGAUUAAUAAGGCAUAUGUGCAAACUCAACUCGAUCCAUCAUACCAAGCACCUUCACUAGGACAUAAUGAACCAUCAAUGUCGGAGCUCAAUCCAAAUUUAGAAGUUCCCAUGGAAAACACUGUUCAAAGAAAAUGA
Molecule: messenger RNA, 501 nt
Organism: Ziziphus jujuba (common jujube)
Lineage: Eukaryota; Viridiplantae; Streptophyta; Magnoliopsida; Rosales; Rhamnaceae
Exons: 3
Coding region: 1-501 (166 amino acids)
Source: RefSeq, a predicted model, not a curated record